GAAAGAGGUGGCAGGUGGGCCGGCGUACCUUUAACGACCUCGGAGCGCCUCCCCGGUACGCCUCCGUUCUCUCGCUAGGGCCGGUCUCCUCUUCCCCUUGCCCGCGCGCCGCCACCAACACCGGCUCGGCAGAGUUCCUUACCGUUGCCACCUGCCUUCGGUAGUCGAGACACGCCAACUUUCACUCGAGCCAGACUGCACGCCGUCGGAGACCGGCAUGAGACGACACCGUCGGGCAGCAGCGGGAUUACGAGCAGCCUCCUCAUCGGUGAUUCGGCCGCUCUUCUCGUGAUGCAUCCGCCACUGCUCCGCUUCCGCUGCUACUGUUACUCUGGCUACAGCGUCUCACUGCUGUUUUCGUGAAGUGGUGGACCCCCGGUCUCGCGCUGUUUCAUUUUUCUGUGUGCCCGACGCGACAUCCCUCCUGUUCAUCGGUUUCAUCGGGAAGAGUGGGAGUGUGUGGCUUUCACCCGGAGAACGAUGGAGACCUACGUGCUCAUCCCGAAGGAGCUCAGUCUGGUGAUCGGUGACCGCGCUACUUCGACGACAACGACGAACGACUCGACAGCGUCCGGCGAUCGACCGCCUACCAAGGAAAUGACUGCGGCCGUGUGGAGCAACAGUCGCAUCUCCCGCGGCACGAGGUUCCUGCCCUUUCAAGGAACCGUCCGCUUGGACAAGCUCGAGGUGUUCGGCACGCUCGACCAGAAGGACAUCCGGCAUCGCUUCGGCUGCUACGACGAGAUCCAGCUGGAAAAGUCCCGACAGGUUCGACACUGCAACUGGGUGCGCUUCGUGCGACACUCGCCUCAGUUCAGCGCCGAGGUGAACCUUCUCGGUUCGCUGGUGAAGGGCGAACCCGUGUACGAAACGAUUCGCACGGUGGCCUCCAACACGGAGCUGGUUGUCUUCUACGAAGACCCAGACGAAGACGUCGAUCGGACGCCCCUGACGUUGGUCGUCGCCAGGGACCUCUCGUUGGCACAGUACCGAAGCGCCAUGGGCAUGAUCCUCGAAGAUACACCUCUUGACCUGUCACAGUCUUUAAUAGCACCGCCAGUGUCACCCUCAUCACCAGUCACUCCUCAACUACCUCGAGUCCUCAUGACGCCGCCAUCGGAACCUGAAGAGAGGCGGUCGGUGUCCAGCGAAGGAACCACAACGGAAGAGACGGUGCCGAUGGAGACGCCGAGACAUUUGAUGGUGAAGAAAGGUCGCGAGCGAACUUUGCUUCCCUGCGAAGUCUGUGGAAAGGCCUUCGAUCGACCAUCGCUCUUACGAAGGCACAUGAGGACGCACACAGGAGAAAAGCCGCAUGUGUGCGAUGUCUGCGGCAAAGGCUUCAGCACGUCCAGCUCCCUCAACACGCAUCGACGCAUUCAUUCGGGAGAGAAGCCGCACCAGUGUCACGUGUGCGGAAAGAGGUUUACGGCGUCCUCCAAUCUCUACUAUCACCGCAUGACGCAUUCCAAGGAGAAGCCACACAAGUGCACGUUGUGUUCCAAGUCUUUCCCGACUCCCGGAGACCUGAAGAGCCACAUGUACGUUCACAGCGGUUCGUGGCCAUUUAAGUGCCACAUCUGCAACCGGGGCUUCAGCAAGCAGACAAACCUCAAGAACCACCUGUUCCUACACACCGGUGAUAAGCCGCACAUAUGCGAGUACUGCCAAAAGAGGUUCGCCUUGGCCUGCAAUCUGCGAGCUCACCUGAAAACCCACGAAGGUGAACACCAGGAGAAGUGCUCGGGCUGUGGCAAGUCUUACUCCGUGAGCGCAACCGGCGGCGCGGGUAGGCUUCUGGGCCGCGGCUACUGCCCGACGUGCCUGGGCACCCUGGCCGGCAACGGCCUCUCGUCAUCAGCCAAGACGGGCCACUACGAAGCGGAGCCUCCAAAGUCACCCACGCUCGACUCCAACGAAGACAGCAAGGGCAGCUCGCGCUCGAACACCGACCUGGGUGGCGCAUCGUCGCCCACCACGCCCCCUCCGCCACCACGGCUUCUGUUCGGUGUGCUGGACCAGAUGAUGAUGCGCUACCGGCAGUCGGCUCAGGCCUUCCUGCCGCCUUCCUUAUCGACCAUGAAGUUCUUGGAAGGCGCAUCCAUGCUCACACCUUGACGACACGCCCAAGGACUCGGCUGGUCACACACUCGACAUGUGACGAACUCGUGUUGUGAACGCGCGUAGCUUGGAGUCAGCACCGCUGGAAUGGUCCCCGAUGAGAAAUAGAGAAUGAAGAGAAGAUGGCGUGAUCUCAGACUUCUUGUGUGUGCUCUGUAGUGAUGGGCGUGGUGGACUUGCACAGUACGAUGAAGUGGGACCAGUUUUGGUGUCGCGUUCUGUACCGUCCUUCCCCGUUAGAGUGACAGCUGUAUGUGCGUUGCCUCUGGUACGAAUUUGAUCGGUGGAAUGGAGUCUGUUCGGGAGGCCAUGAGCUCACGGGCACAAUGUUCGGGCUGCCCCUUCUUGAGAGCAUUGAAAGUACUUUUUUUUUACUCUGGCGUUCCCGUUAACCAUGAUCAUUAUUAGUUAACGGCUUAAAUAAACGUAUGAUGGAGAAGCAAAGCAUAGUUUAUGUACAUAGCGGUGUUUAAUACUUUAGCAGCAGCAAAAGUGUCAAAAAAGCUGUUAGGUCGUGUUUAUCCUAACAGCCGGUUCCUGGAGGCCAGCAAGAACUGCAUAAUAUUUUUUUUUUACGUAUGCAUGCUCGAUAUUCCCGGUGAUAACAUAACAAACGGAGAACGAAGUAUCGCCUGAAACUGCGCCAUGUGCUGUAAAGAGCCACUUCACUUUGAGGCCAGAUCAAAAAGAAUACAUCGCAGACAUCGACAGUACAGGCUUCUGGCAAGACGCUGUCUUAAUGCCAUCGUUUCGCUCUGCAAUAAUGUGAAACGAUCAAAAUGCGUUUUGAUUUGCAACAUUUCCUUGUGUUAAAAUGAAUGCGAAAAAGGUAUUCGCGAUGAACAUGUGAGAGGGACCAUACGUGUCAUGUUCAUGAGUAAAAUAACAAGCUGUGCGAAGGAUUGAGCGUGAAAUGAAGUGAAGUUUAGGAUUUGUUACUGUGCCUUACAUUUAUCCAGCGCCGACAUUAAAAACUAUUUUUUACGAUGUCUUACACAUCAGUGCCUUGAUGUAUGCCUUACACGUACAGAUGCUACUUAAUUUUUAUAAACACAUACAUUAUGCUAUUUUGUACAGUGAAUGUGCUACUGGGUGCGUGAUGUGGUUGGAGAGCAGUAAUGUAUAUAUUUUUUCAACCUAACGAAGAGGGUGAAUCCAUACAUCUGUACAGCCACGCAACGCAAACAAUUUUUGUUUUGAAUAACAGGAACGGGGCUGUAAAAAGGAUGAGAAAGGAAUGUUUUUUUGAGUACAAGUAAUCCGGACGGUGCAGCUACUAAAUACUAAUUUUCAUGUGUUGUAAAAUUCAUCAUCUUUAUUUCGAUGGAGACCAACCCGUGAAAAUUAAGCAUCGAGAAAAUUGCAUGAGUCUGUUCAAUACGGCGUUGUUCCUAUGAGUGCAUUUGUAUUUCUUUGCGUGCAGUGUAAUGUUGUUACAAGGAUGGACAUUUCAAGCGAAAGAGAAGCUACCGUGCCAUUACCCAUGCGACGCUAAAUCUAGGCGUUAUGUCCACAAUGUGCCUUCUUCUUGCGAAGCUAUCACUGAAUUAUUGUGUCUACAUUGAAUUAAGAACGUUUUCAAUUUAGAACUGUUUGCUUUUUUUAGAGUUAGGUGGAUCAACCGGCAACAAUUAUUGCUCCAUGUAGAACUCCUGUGAUACACAAGGACACAACGCUGCCUCGCCCCUCUCCUUGUAAAUGUUCGCCGCUAUCGGGCGCACUGCGCGAGUUCUAGUAGCCGGCGCAUAAAGCAGUAGUUUCGCAGCAGCACACUUGCACGACUUCGUCUUUUCGAAAAUCCUUACCGGGCCGGGAAUUAACAAAAGGAGGCACCACUGAAAUACGCCUUACAUAUGCAGCGUUCCUUGGAUGAGAAAUUUUCCCAAGCAAUAACGAAAAAAAAAUCACGUGUUACACGUUUAUGUUCAAUUAAAUCAACGUUUUGAAAUCGGUGACCUUUUCUACUUAAGGCUUCCAUGCAACAAACUGCGUUAGCACUUCUUUUUUUUUUUUGCCGUCCACAAGUAUGCAGUCGGGGUAUUCCAGUUAGCAUUUGCGAUCUCUCGUCAACUCAAAUGUGCACCGAAUGAUGUUAAAAUGUACCAUUGCGCAUACGUCAAUGUGACAAUAUAUCCCGCGCAAAUCCAAGCGUACUGCAAUAGAACUGAUGCCCAGGGCGAGGAAAACAGCUUGGAACGAGGGAGCCGAUUUUUCUCCGUGACAUGUGAAUUGAGCGUCUUCACGCUUAGCUGAUGGAUGAAAGAAUUAUAGGAGCCGUGGCGUGUGCGAACACGUGUGUUGACAAACCGUCCGGUCAGUGCUGCAGUUUUGCCUGCUGCGCACCCUGUUCAUUGCGAAGUGUCCGCUUCAAGUCUUACGCAAUGCCUUUCAGUGCUCGACAGUGUGCAUACGCUCAAAGCUGAGAUCGAAGUUGUUUAUGAGUAUCUAGUCUAUUCACCUAUGUGCCUUGUCCUCCUGUUGCAUUGUAUUUAGUACUUUUGGGAUGGAAAUAAACGUCGACAGAGUCAAAA
Messenger RNA from Rhipicephalus sanguineus (brown dog tick), 4652 nucleotides. Its product is annotated as zinc finger protein 771. The coding region runs from base 481 to 2118 and encodes 545 amino acids. Gene Ontology annotation, cellular component: nucleus. NCBI's taxonomy places the organism in Eukaryota, Metazoa, Arthropoda, Arachnida, Ixodida, Ixodidae. The transcript has 8 exons. The record is from RefSeq and is a predicted model, not a curated record.